Molecule: messenger RNA, 4434 nt
Organism: Haliaeetus leucocephalus (bald eagle)
Lineage: Eukaryota; Metazoa; Chordata; Aves; Accipitriformes; Accipitridae
Gene: TRPM2
Product: transient receptor potential cation channel, subfamily M, member 2
Exons: 32
Coding region: 1-4434 (1477 amino acids)
Biological process (GO): calcium ion transmembrane transport
Cellular component (GO): membrane
Molecular function (GO): ligand-gated calcium channel activity
Source: RefSeq, a predicted model, not a curated record
AUGAGCGACUUUGAGGUGGUCCCCAACCUCCAGCAGAGCAGUAGCAGUGUCUCGAAGACCAGGCGGAAGGCACAUUUCCCUACGGGUAGCAAUGAAAAGCAGGAAAAUCUCAUCUCAUGGAUUCCUGAAAACAUCCGGAAGAAAGAGUGCACCUACUUUGUUGAAAGCUCCCAGACAUCAGAUUCUGGGAGGAUUGUGUGCGAGUGCGGCUAUCUCAGGGAACAGCACCUGGAAGAUGCUGCCAAACCUCCCAUCUUCCUGGGGAAGGAAUGGGACCCCAGCAGGCACAUCCAGGAAAUGCCAACAGAUGCCUUCGGUGAUAUCCACUUCACGGGCCUGGGACAGAAGAUAGGGAAGUAUGUGCGCGUCUCCUCGGAUACCCCUCCACGGGUCAUCUACCACCUCAUGACACAGCACUGGGGCCUUGAUGCACCCAACCUGCUCAUCUCAGUCACCGGGGGAGCCAAAAACUUUGUCAUGAAGCCAAGGCUGAAGAACAUCUUCCGGCAAGGGCUAGUCAAAGUGGCCCAGACCACUGGGGCCUGGAUCAUCACAGGGGGGUCCCACACUGGUGUGAUGAAACAGGUGGGAGAGGCAGUGCGCGACUUCAUCCUGAGCUGCAGCCACAAAGAGAGCGAGAUCGUCACCAUUGGCAUAGCCACCUGGGGGACUGUGUACAACCGGGAGAGCCUCAUCUGCCCCAUGGGUGGCUUUCCAGCUGAGUACAUACUGGAUGAGGAGAACCAAGGCAGCCUGUCAUGCCUAGACAGCAACCACUCCCACUUCAUCCUGGUGGACGAUGGGACCCACGGGAGGUAUGGGGUGGAAAUCCCCCUGAGGACCAGACUGGAGAAGUUCAUUUCAGAGCAGACCAAGGUGAAAGGAGGUGUCGCCAUCAAGAUCCCCAUCGUGUGCGUGGUGCUGGAAGGAGGCCCCGGGACACUCGAUACCAUCUACAAUGCCAUCACCAACGGGACUCCCUGUGUGAUUGUCGAAGGGUCUGGCCGUGUGGCCGAUGUCAUCGCACAGGUGGCCAGCCUGCCUGUGCCCAAGAUAACCAUUGCCUUGAUCCAGAAGAAGCUGAGUGUGUUCUUCCACGACACCUAUGAGCUCUUCACUGAGGACAAGCUGGUGGAGUGGACCAAGAAGAUUCAAGACAUAGUGCGGAGCCGGCAGCUCCUGACCAUUUUCAGAGAGGGCAAAUAUGGCCAGCAGGACGUGGAUGUGGCCAUCCUCCAGGCCCUGUUCAAAGCAUCCCGAAACCAGGACCACUUUGGUCGGGAGAACUGGGACCACCAGCUGAAGUUAGCUGUGGCCUGGAACAGGGUGGACAUUGCUCGGAGUGAGAUCUUCACGGACGACUAUGAGUGGAAGCCCACAGAUCUCCACCCCGUGAUGGCAGCUGCCCUGAUCUCCAACAAGCCAGAGUUUGUGAAGCUGUUCCUGGAGCAGGGAGUGCGUCUCAAGGAGUUUGUCACCUGGGACACCCUGGUUUACCUCUACGACAACAUGGCACCAUCCUGCCUGUUCCACAGCAAGCUGCAGAAGGUGCUGCUAGAGGAGAGAGAGCACACAGCUGGCUCCAAAAUGCCAAGAAUCCAACUGCACCAUGUCUCCCAGGUGCUGCGGGAGCUGCUGGGCUGCUCCACGCAACCUCUCUACCCCAAGCCCAAGCACACGGAGCGGCCCCGGCUCUCCAUCCCCGUCCCGCACAUCAAGCUGAAUGUUCAGGGGUCAAGUCUCCGGUCCCUCUACAAGCGCUCUGCUGGCCGAGUCACCUUCACCAUGGACCCGGUCCGCGACCUGCUUAUCUGGGCUGUGGUCCAGAACCGCAAGGAGCUGGCAGAAAUCAUCUGGGCCCAGAGCCAGGACUGCGUGGCAGCUGCACUGGCCUGCAGCAAAAUCCUGAAGGAACUCGCCAAGGAGGAGGAAGACACCGACACCACCGAUGACAUGCUGGCCCUGGCCGAGCAGUACGAGCACAAAGCGAUUGGUGUGUUCACAGACUGCUACCGCAAGGAUGAAGAGAGAGCCCAGAAGCUCCUCACCCGUGUCUCUGAGGCCUGGGGGAAAACAACCUGCCUGCAGUUGGCAUUGGAGGCAAAGAACAUGACUUUUGUGUCCCAUGGGGGUGUCCAGGCCUUUCUAACCAAAGUCUGGUGGGGGAAGAUGUGCGUGGACAACGGGCUUUGGCGGGUGAUCGUGUGCAUGCUGUUCUUCCCACUUCUGUACACCAGCCUCAUCACCUUCAGGGAGAAGAGGCUGCAGCCUGUGGGCUGCCUGACGCGCCUCCGAGCCUUCUUCACGGCACCUGUCGUCAUCUUCCACAUGAACAUCCUCUCUUACUUCACCUUCCUCCUGCUCUUCGCCUAUGUCCUGAUGGUUGACUUCCAGCCAUUGCCGUCCUGGCGGGAGUACCUCGUCUACUUCUGGCUCUUCUCCCUGGUGUGUGAGGAGACCCGCCAGCUGUUAUAUGAUCCAGAUGGGUUUGGGGUUGUGAAAAUGGCUUCCCUGUACUUCAAGGACUUCUGGAAUAAGUUGGAUAUCUGUGCCAUCCUAGUCUUUAUCACAGGGCUGACUUGCAGGUUGAUCCCGUCAACUUUAUACCCCGGGCGCAUCAUACUGUCACUGGCUUUUAUCAUUUUCUGCCUGCGUCUGAUGCACAUUUUCACAGUCAGUAAAACGCUGGGGCCCAAGAUCAUCAUUGUGAAGCGCAUGAUGAAGGAUGUCUUCUUCUUCCUCUUCCUGCUAGCAGUGUGGGUGGUGUCCUUUGGGGUUGCCAAGCAGGCCAUCCUGAUCCACAAUGAGGAACGUGUAGAGUGGCUUUUCCGUGGCGUGGUCUACCACUCCUACCUGACCAUCUUUGGGCAGAUUCCCUCCUACAUCGAUGGGGUCAACUUCAACAUUGACCAGUGCAGCCCCAAUGGGACUGACCCCUACAAGCCCAAGUGCCCAGAGACAAAUGAGGACAACAAGAAACCCAUCUUCCCAGAGUGGCUGACGGUCAUCUUACUGUGCCUAUACCUGCUCUUCACCAACAUCCUCCUCCUCAACCUCCUCAUCGCCAUGUUCAACUACACCUUCCAGCAGGUCCAGGAGCACACGGACCAGAUCUGGAAGUUCCAGCGGCACGACCUGAUUGAGGAGUACCACGGCCGCCCACCUGCACCUCCACCCUUCAUCCUCCUGAACCACCUGCAGAUCCUGGUCUGGCGAGGCUUGCUCCGCAGGCCGGCCACACGCCACAAGCUGCUCAAAGAGAAGCUGGAGAAGAACGAAGAAGCUGCCCUCCUCUCCUGGGAGAUGUACCUGAAGGAGAACUACCUGCAGCACCAGCAGUGCCAGGAGAAGCAGAACAUGGAACAGAAGAUCCGAGACAUUGCACAGAGGGUUGACAUGCUGGCAGAGCUGCUGGACUUGGACCGGCUGAAGAGAACAGGGCUGGUGGAACAGAAACUGGUCUCUCUGGAAGACCAGGUGCAUCAGAGCACCCAGGCCCUGAGGUGGAUAAUGCAGGCGCUGCAGGGCAAUGGCUUCGGCUCAGGCGAGGACCUGCCGCCCAUCGGCUCCAGCAAAGCCUCAGAGAUGAAGGAGGUUGACCUGGAGGGGAAAGCCGAGGAGAGCCAGCCCCUAUACCACGUGCUUGCCCGAAACCUCCUGUACCCAGGGUCUCACACCCACCGCUUCCCUGUGCCAGAUGAGAAGGUGCCCUGGGAGGUGGACUUCCCACUCUACGACCCUCCUGUCUACUCAGCUGACCACAAGGACAUGGCUGUGCAGGACCCGUUCAGCCCCUCUUUGGAGUCUCUCCUGAAGAUCAACUACAACACCAUGGACGGGCUGAUUGACCGGCAGAGCUUCCAUGGGCUCUACGCCGUGCAGGAUGGGCUGCCGCUGAACCCCAUGGGAAGGACAGGGCUGCGAGGACGCGGGAGGCUGCGCUGCUUUGGGCCCAACCAUGCCUUGCACCCCGUUGUGACCCGCUGGAGGCGGAAUUUGGAUGGGUCCAUCAUAAGAAAGAGCCUGAAGAAGAUGCUGGAAGUCCUAGUGGCCCAGUACCCACUGUCGGAUGUCUGGGCUCUGCCCGGGGGGUCACUGGAGCCAGGUGAGACACUGCCACUGAAGCUCAAGUGGAUCCUGCGCCGGGAGUUCUGGUCCCAGUUCCAGAACUUGCUGAAACAAGGCACCGAGAUACACAAGGGGUACCUUGACGACCCCCGCAACACAGAUAACGCCUGGGUUGAGACGGUUGCUGUCAGCGUGCACUUUGACAACCAGAACGAUGUGGAGAUGAAGCGGCUGAAUUCGUUCCUUCAGGGCUGCGACCCGGAGCUGUGCAUCCGCUGGCAGGUGCUGGACAAGAGGAUCCCCCUGCACGCCAAUCACAAGGAGCUCCUGCACAAGGUCUCAACCCUCCUCAGCGCCUACUACUGA